Molecule: messenger RNA, 669 nt
Organism: Manis pentadactyla (Chinese pangolin)
Lineage: Eukaryota; Metazoa; Chordata; Mammalia; Pholidota; Manidae
Product: proline-rich protein 2-like
Exons: 2
Coding region: 1-669 (222 amino acids)
Source: RefSeq, a predicted model, not a curated record
AUGGGAUCCUGCUGGAUGCUAGAGCAGUCCCCAGGCCGGAGCCGGGGGCUGGAGAACGUCCCACCCUCCUCUCGGCCCGGCAGCCCCCCACUCUGUGGGCACAGGCAGGGACCCUCGGAGCCAAGGCCAGAGCUCGGAGGCCAGACCCGGCACCCGCGCCGCGCACACCCCCCCCUCUCGGACCCCCGGGCCGGGCUGCGCUGGCUGCCCGAACCCGGCUCCGCGGGCGGACGCACCCAGCCGCCGUGCCUCCCGUCCCCGCUCCUUCAAGCCGCGUCAGGUGGGGCGCCCGGCUGCGCGGGCUGCUCCCCACGCCCAGGCCCCACCCGCGCGGGGCCGCCCCGCGCCACCCGGGCUCCCGCUGCGACAGACGGGGAGCCGCUCCCCAGCGUCCGCCACUGUCGGGGUCCGCGGGCCGCGCCCGUGCCCGGGGGGCGGGGGGGGCGGCGGCGCGGGGCUCCCCCACCCCCGCACCGGCCGCGGUGGCCUGCAGGACGCUCCCGGCCCUCCCGCCUUCGGUCCGUCGGGACCCCUCCCCGGGUCCUCCGCGGCCUCCCGGCGGGUCCCUCCCGGCCUCCCCCGGCCUCCCCGCCCGCCGCGCCCUUACCGUACGACGGGCCGGGUGCGCCGGGGCCGGGCGCGCGGGGGCUCCGCUGGCGGCCCGGCUAG